This is a messenger RNA of Salvia hispanica, 1546 nucleotides long. Its product is annotated as ent-kaurenoic acid oxidase 2-like. Gene Ontology annotation, biological process: brassinosteroid biosynthetic process; brassinosteroid homeostasis; sterol metabolic process. The record is from RefSeq and is a predicted model, not a curated record. NCBI's taxonomy places the organism in Eukaryota, Viridiplantae, Streptophyta, Magnoliopsida, Lamiales, Lamiaceae. Gene Ontology annotation, molecular function: monooxygenase activity; oxidoreductase activity, acting on paired donors, with incorporation or reduction of molecular oxygen; heme binding.
AUGGAGAUUGAGAUGAGUGCAGGUUUAUGGGUGGCAGUGGUGAUGCCGUUAGCAGCCUUGUUGUGGUGGUGGAAUGACUAUUGGUACGUGCUUCCCUUCCUCCUCCUCCGCCACCCUCACCUCCCUCCCGGCUACAUGGGGAUCCCCUUUCUCGGUGAGAUGCUCCCGUUUCUUUACUACUUCAAGCUUCUCCGCUGCCCUGACGACUUCAUCAAUGCUAAACGGACCAAAUACGGUGAUGGAGUGGGAAUGUAUAGGACGCACCUCUUCGGUUCACCAAUGAUCAUAGCAUGCACCCCUUCCGCCAACAAGUUCGUGCUGCAGUCGGAUUCGAGAUUUGUACUCAAGUCGAUCUCGGAUGAACUAGUUGGACCGACAUCGCUCGUAGCUGUGGAAGGAGACUCCCACACCAGGGUGAGGGGCAUUGUUGUGAGGGCUAUCAAUCAACCUAAUGCGCUGCGUAAGAUCACUCUCAUGGUGCAGCCUCGCAUCACGGCUUCCCUCAAAUCGUGGUCACAAAGAGGUCGAAUCACAGCCUAUAAGGAAGCCAAGAAGAUUGUAUUUGCAAACACCGCCAAGUAUUUUGCAAGUUUCGAGACAGACCGUGUGUUGGACACCCUCGACGAUCUAUUCAUGGGUCUUAUUGGUGGACUUAGAGCUUAUCCUCUCAAUUUUCCAGGAACUGCUUUCCACCAUGCACUCAAGUGUCGUAGGAAAGCAGAAGCAAUAUUUCGACAAGAGUUGGAAACAAGGAAGAAGUCUGAAGGCUCGGUCCCUAAAAAUGAUCUGAUGGAGUCACUGAUGCAUAUGAACGUCGAAGAUAAGCAACUAAGUGACACCGAGGUUAUUGAUAAUAUUGUGAGCCUUGUUGUAGCAGGAUAUGUAUCAACUUCGCUCGCUAUCAUGUGGGCUAUAUAUUAUCUGGCCAAGUAUCCUCAAGUUCUACAAAAGCUUCGGGAAGAGCACGUGCCAAUAAGCAAGAAACUGAAGGGAGAUUUCAUUACAUAUGAAGAGAUUGCAUCAUGCAAGUAUACGGCUAAGGUGGUGGAAGAAGUGAUUCGAAUGGCCAACAUUGCAGCGUUUAUCUUCCGGACUGCUAAGAAAGAUGUCGACUACAGAGGAUAUAGGAUCCCGAAAGGAUGGACAGUGGUGUGCUGGCUGCGAUACCUUCACACUAAUCCAGAACACUUUGAGGAUCCGAUGUGCUUUAACCCGGAUAGAUGGAAUGAGGCACCAAAGACGGGAUCAUACGUAGUGUUCGGAGGGGGGACAAGAAUCUGCCCAGGCAACAUGAUUGCUCGGUUGCAACUCACCAUUAUUAUUCAUCAUCUGGCUGUUGGGUACAGAUGGAAACUGGUUAAUCCUAAUGCUGGAUUGUCAUAUCUCCCACAUCCCAAACCAGCAGAUGAAGUUGAGAUCGAAAUCUCUCAGUUUUAACCAUAAAAAAUCUCUGGAAUGCUCCAUUUCCCAUCAUCUCCCUUUAUCUUGUAUAAUGACAAUAAUAUGAGAUGUGUUUUAUAACAAGGAAGAAUCACUCAAUUCAUAA